Molecule: messenger RNA, 1008 nt
Organism: Cylicocyclus nassatus
Lineage: Eukaryota; Metazoa; Nematoda; Chromadorea; Rhabditida; Strongylidae
Source: the annotation of a GenBank genome assembly
AUGGUACAAGCAGUACGAGAAGUCAGCCGUAUAGUAGGAACCACUACUUUCCUAGACCUAUAUGUCAAGCUCGCGCGAAUUCCAGGAAAGGCCAAUCCGGCAUUUGAGGCAAUAGCACGAAUGAGGAUUCACGAAGAUCUUCGAGAAGCGGGAGGAGACACUACGCUUAUCGACCUCGCCUAUGGAGCGACCAAUCUCGGAUGUAUGACGGAAGAAGAGGCAGCGCAAGUGGAAGAAGUCCCAGUCAUCGACACGGUCACAAUCCACGGUCGCCUUCUACACCUCACCAACAACCAACAAGAAGCCCUGGUACUAGGGAAUAGCAGAUACCCAUUAAUCGCGCUGCAAGCAGCCUUUGGACCUGGGAAAACAGUAGUCGGCGCUAGCAUAGCCAUAUAUCAGGCACAACAAGGGCAGAGGGUCAUCGUCACCGCCUCGACGGAAACGGCCAUAGCGCAGUUCACAAAUACCCUGCUAGGAUUUGCCCAGGCCAAUGAUGUCGGAGUGGUCCGGUUUGUCGCCGAGACAAUAGCGUUUGACACUGACGUCCCAUCAACACAAGUCGACCUCAACGAAGUUCUCAAACGCAUUAGCACAGUCUACGCACCGGUCCUCUCGCGCUCAGAAAGGGAAACGUGCAGACGCUUCGCAGAAGGCAGGAUUUUGCCGGCAUUUGCAGUCCACGAGUGUCCGGAUGGUUUCUUCACUCGUGAAAAAUGUUAUCUGGACCAACCAAGUGGAGAUAAUCUUAUCAGAGGAAUUAAGAAAUAUUGCAAUGAUACAAGCAAGUCAGAAGGCAAAUCUCCGAAACUGACUUAUCAUGCCAAAAAGCUUUCGCUCCGUGAAAGACUCGAUCACAUUUACAGCAGCUGGAACGGCAGAUGGGUUGACGGUACUUGGGGACUCGAGAUGGAUUUCAACGGACAAAAUUGGUUUGCCAUAGGAAGGGACCUUGCAGAAAAUGCUCAACGUACCUAUAAACGGAUGGAAAUCUGCACGGUAAGAUAA